This is a messenger RNA of Vitrella brassicaformis, 2088 nucleotides long. The record is from the annotation of a GenBank genome assembly. NCBI's taxonomy places the organism in Eukaryota, Vitrellaceae.
GACAGAUCUCUCUAUACGGGCUAAGGGAGGGAAGAUGAUGAGCGAGGCGCGGCGUGCGCUGAUGGACGAGCAGUUACGUGAGUCUGACGCCCCCGCGCCGGCUCAAGCGAGAGAUGUUGCUCCGGAUCCAUUGCCGAAGCGGCUGUCAGACUUGAGAGAUCCCCACUCAUCAGGAUUCAUCACAGGUGGGGCGCAGAGGCGCUGACACACAUACAGGAGUUCAACUGCAUGGCAUGGAUUCGUUCGACUUGAAUGUGUUCGUUCAGCUGACCAGGUGCGCACGAGUGUGAGCCUCCGCCUUGACAGUUAUGGAUCGGUACGCAUGGGCAGACAGACAGACUGACAGACAGACAAGACACAUUGGCUGACCAUGCACUGCAGCAAUGAGUGCAAUGCACUGCAUGAUGCCUUACUUGUUGUCUGCCCUCACUCAAUGACUGACUGCUUUGAUCAGAUAGCCCUGGCCGCCACGGUGCGUUCGCACUCACCAAACACACACGGCCGCCCCUCCAUUCACACACACAGAUGAGAUGCGUGCAGCCAUGCAGCCAGGCAGGCAGGGCACAAUACAGCACAGCAGUGUAUCUUGUCAUGCUUUGGUUUCCGUGGUGUGUUGUGUGUCAACCAGGUGUUCGGUGGGUAUGGGUUGUAUCCGCUGAUCGGUCUGAAUGAGUCCACAUGGAACUCCCAGUACCUCUUCACUCUGUACACUAGCGCCCUCCUGGCAGCCACCUGCAUGAACUGUGUGUGAGCCGGGGGGGUGGUGGACACACAGUUCAGUCAGCCAGCCAGGCUGCACUGCACUCACUGCAACCAACAUGCCAUGCCCCACAACUGCAGACAGGCCCGUGAUGUGUAUGUAUGUAUGUAUGUAUGAAUGUGUGUUGUGUGUGCAUGUCUGUCUGGUCUGUGUGUAGGUUUCUCUAUUCUGGUCUUGACGUGGCUGCAGUACAGCGGCACCCGCCUCAUAGCUGAUGGCAGCUUUGCCGUCGUCACAUUCUUGAGAAACACGGAUGGGCCCAGGAAAUCUGCUGUGCGGGCAUUCGUCACCAGUGGUGCGCUACGCUGCGCUGCGCUGCCUGGCUGCCAACACACAACACACAACACCAGAUAUAGUAUCGAUCUUGAUGGUGUGUGUGUGUGGAUGUGUGUCUUGUCUUGGAUCAGUUCCUCUUAUCCUUGUGGCAAUGGGGCUGCAGAGUAAGUCAGUAAGUGGGUGACCUGACCCAUGCCAUGAAUGUAGUAAUGUGUCCAGGGAGGUGUACACACCACACGUGUGUAGGAUUGAUUGGUUGCCUGCCUGCCUGAUCACACGGUGUGUGGGGCUGUGCUGGCUGUGCUGUGCUGUGUGCUGUGCUGUGGUGCGUGCAUGGAUGCAGUAGUGGACAAGACGGAUCAGUUGACCUUCACCAUAGCGGUGAUAGCCAUCGCCCUUGCCUCCAUUGGCAUGACAGUUGUACUGCUUCGUAUCAAAGGUACGGAUGGACGGACGGUAGGUAGAUACACAGGACAGCCAAGCCACACGAGUUCGAUUUGAUUGAUGUUCGCUCCCCCAUAUAUCCAUUGCUCGCCGCCUGCCUGCCUGCCUGGCUGCAGCUGUGUACCACAUGGUCAAGCUUGAGUCCCCCUCGACUCCCUUGGUGGAGCUGCAGCAGCUGCACCACCUCGCCCACCACGCGGCCCAGGCGGCGGACAGCGACGCCGAGGCAGCCGAGAUCAAGUCCGAGAGUGGCGUGCGGGAGAUGGCUGGAGGCCGCCUGCCACACGCACCCGCCCCUCUGGAGCCGAGACACUACCGCACCCCUGUCUACUACGGGCCCUCGGAGAAGGCUGCUGGUGCCAGGCCAGACGGCAGCCAUUCCAGAUAGAUACAUAGAAAUGUGAAUUCGGCGCUGGGGGAUGCGGCGCGGGAUCUGUCUGUCGACGAAUCGACUGACUGACUAAGACGAGGGCUUAGCUUGUGUAUGUGGAUGUUAUGGUUGAUUGAUGACACAGAAAGACCGACAAGCGUCGGUGUUUCUUGUGGGGUGCGUGUGCUCCUGGUACAGUGGAGUGUCAGUGGGUAUAGACUGUGUCAGUCAAUUGGAC